AUGACUUCCAAAUGUUGGUUCGUUCUCUCACAAACCCACUACCCUCCGCCCAUCAUCCCCGAGCACGGCUUGGGCUCAAGUUCCGGGCCAAUCUGCCUCGGACACUUGAUACCAGAUCUGAGGCAUCUCGACAAUGUCAUCAAUCGGAAUGGGCCUUUGGAGACCCCUCCGAGCAUGCCAAUUCAUCCCACCAAGGCCUGGGAGCUCAAGUGGCAGCGUGAGACUUCCAGCGGGGUAGACCUGUCAGCUACUGCAGGGGUCCCGAUUGCUGCCGCGGCCGGACUAACCAUGAAGCUGGACGCCGGUAUCGCCUUUCAAACAACUGUCAGUAACUACUGGGAAUUUGAGUCGCUCGACACGUUCAUUAUUCAACCGACGAAUUCGUACGUCGAAGACAGUCUCGAGCCUACAGAGGUUGGAGACUACCUCAAGGGGAGGGGCUGGACCAAAUCAUCAACCAUGUUCAUGAUUACCGGGAUUAUCGUGGCGCGCGGGGCAUCGUUCAGCGCCUCUAAAAGUCGCAGCCAUGACGUUCAUGGCGGGCCUGGAGCUGAGUUCCCUUUGAUUGCUGAAGCUGGAGGACAGGUUGUUGUUUCUCAAGGCAACAACAUCUCUUCCGCGGCCCCAAAGAUCACAGACUUCGUGUGGGCUGUCCGGUUGGCGAAGAUAUCAAAGGGAUUUAUCGACCGAAAAUGGUCCUUCGAGACUUUCUCAAGCGGUGCGACAUUUGGUUUGAAUGACAAGGCAGACAUCGGACAGGAAGUAGCUGAGGCUUUGAAGGGUGAAGAAGACGGAGAGGAGAGGAUCACGGCAAACCUUCAGCUUCGGCAGUGCUGUUCUCGAAAUGAGCCUCCAGACGCCAUGGAUUUCAGGCUUUUCCUUCUGAAGCACCCGCACCGUCAUAACCAAUUAUGCCCGCCAGAGUGGCAAGACAUCCAGAUAUGCAUUCCGCGAGAGAGGCGGGUAGGUUUGAAGGGCAAGAAGAAGACGGCGGGCAAAGGUGCAGACUUACCCGGGGGAAGCAGCGUCGUUUCGAGCGACACUUUCUGUGGUUUCAUCACGCAACGAUUUCAAUCGCAGUUGACACUGGCCGUUCUUAGUGACGGCCGGGUAAUCUCGCGGCAGCAACGCCCAUGCUUGGAUGAUUUCAUGGUCCAUGGGUCCAGCGUCUCACUCAGUGAGCUUCUCAAAUUCUUCAACGAUCACCUGAGACUUUCACAUAAGAUCCUCCUAUCAUACAUCAUCGCGAAAUCCUUCUGGCAGUUUUACGAUUCUGACUGGAUGCGCCACCCGUGGACCAAGAAGGACGUCCACUUCAUGUUCGAGAGCGACCCGUCCAGAAUAUACAUUAGCGAGCCCUUCCUGUCUACUCAGUUCAGCUGCAACGCCGAUGAUCCCGACAAUGGGAUGCAUCCUUUUCCAAAGAUUCUCGCCCUGGGUAUCAUGUUUCUUGAGAUCGGUCUUGGACAUGGCUUAGAGGACCAUUGGAGAGCAAAUAACCUUGAUUCCAACGGCCAGCCGAACGCAACCACGAAUUUCUACACUGCCCAGAGAGUCUUCAACGAGACGAGGGAAGUCGAUGGAUAUGUCGUCCGACUUGGCCAGCUGAUUAAGCGUUGCAUUAAUCAUACGUACUUUCUCAAGUAUAAGGGCGAUGUCGAGGGACUUCGCGAGGCAAUUCAGAAGGACAUUGUUAACGUUCUCUAUUCGUGCUAUCAAGACUUCGACAAAGACCCAGACGACGACAAGACGGGAUCUAUCAUUCUACCCAGUCAUCAAAUGCAAGCCUCUACAACAAGGGAUACAUUUCACCGCGUAUCAUCCCCGCCGUCGUCCGAAUUGACGAGGCUACAAUUCCACUCGGAGUCGAUCUACGCUCCCUCACGGGAAGCGGGCUUUGCACCGAUGAGCUGGCAGCGUGGCCCGGUAAUGCCAACACCAUCCUCCGCGACAUUGAUGUUCCAAGGUCAACAGGGACAUGCCAUGAUGCUGCCACACAUGAGCUGCCACGUCGGCACGUUCACGCCUCCAGGGCACUUGCCCGACGGCACGAUGUCCAGAGGAACCAUCUCCUCAGAUGACUGGUUUCGGCACUUCGAAAUACUCAGAAGAGUCAUUCGGCGUCCUCAACCAAAAGAUGCCUCAUACUCGCCCGUCAAGAUCGCCAUCCUGGACACAGGGGUUUCUCCAGGUUCUGGCGGUUUUGUAACAGACUAUAAGGAUUUCGUCUCAAAUGACCAUCUCCACUAUCAGGAUCGAACUGGACACGGUACCGAGGCAGUGUCUCUCAUAAGGAGGGUGUAUGAGAAUGCCGAGGUAUACGUCGGCAGGAUUUUCAAGGAACGAAAUGCAUCCGAGAACACCAUCGAUCUGAUGACCAAGGCUAUAUACCAUGCCAUGAGUGAAUGGAAAGCAGACAUCAUAGUCCUGGCCUCCGGGUUCGAGUGCAUUAACCCCGACCUAGAAACCGCAAUCAAGAAAGCCCGCCAGGCCAAGAUCCUCAUCUUCGCGGCCGCUUCAAACUACGGCAACAUUACAGAUAUCGCGUUCCCGGCCCGUAUGUACGUCUUCCGCAUGCUCUUCUGUAUGUUCUCGACGACACCGGACGUCCGGGCCAGCCAAUACCUCAACCCGUCGCCUCCGAAAAGGCCCAACAAUUUCGCCAUAAUCGGAGAGGACAUCAAAUUCGUUAAUCUUCCUGACGUGGGCCGUCUCCGAUCCGGGACAUCCUACUCGGCGAUGAUAGGAGCUGCCGUCGCUGGCCUGGUUCUCGAGUUUGCGCGGCAUGACGAUGUUCGAGAACGGGACGCUCAGCUCGCGGAGAAUCUGCGCACGGUCGAGGGCAUGUCUGCCGUGUUUACGGCAAUGGCGAGGGAUACGGAUAAUAAAUACCAGUGCGUCGCGCCUUGGAAAAUUCUGUCUGAGGAGCUGCGGAACGAUCGGGUUGAUAAGGUCGUCGCGAGGAGAGAUGUUAUGGAGAGAAUCAUAACGGCGUGGAAGGGGCGAUAUCAAUAG
Molecule: messenger RNA, 3015 nt
Organism: Colletotrichum karsti
Lineage: Eukaryota; Fungi; Ascomycota; Sordariomycetes; Glomerellales; Glomerellaceae
Exons: 7
Coding region: 1-3015 (1004 amino acids)
Biological process (GO): proteolysis
Molecular function (GO): serine-type endopeptidase activity
Source: RefSeq, a predicted model, not a curated record